Linum tenue is the source of this 2165-nucleotide messenger RNA. NCBI's taxonomy places the organism in Eukaryota, Viridiplantae, Streptophyta, Magnoliopsida, Malpighiales, Linaceae. The record is from the annotation of a GenBank genome assembly.
GGCCACUAGAGACCGACUGAGCUACGCCAUGGCAGAGAAGGAACUAAGAGCGGUGGUGCUCCGGCUUCGCCAUAGCCUCUCUUCUUGCUGCAAAUCAAUCGAAGGAGGAGAAGAGGAAACCUCAGGCCUUCUUGAGGAGCUUGCGAGCUUUCUGGAUUCCAUUUCCGAGGCUGCAACCUCAGAACCUGAAAACGAAGAAGCGAGGAAGAAUGCGGUUGAACUACUCCUUGAGAUUCAGAGUUUUCUCGUCUCUUCUUCCACGCCAAACCAGGCGGUGGUCGACGCACUCUCGUUUGAAUUGCCAAAAGCAGUUUCAAAGUUCGCAGGGGUUUCAGAUAGGUGUUUGGAGAUUGCUGAUUCCAUUAUCGAUUGGUUUGUUGGUAGAUGUAAUCCACGGGACAUGAUCUCCAUUCUAUCUGAGGCAUUGGAUUCCUUGAGUACUAGCAGUGACCCUGGUUAUGCUGCUCCUCUCCUGACUGGGCUCUCGAAAGUAUUUGUUUCCAUUAAGCGGCAUCAUUUUAAGCAGGCAAAGUUGGCAGUUCCUGUUGUAUUGAAUGUCCUGAAAGUGGUAUCUGUUGAGUUAGCUGAUAGAGAUGCAGAGCGUGUACUACUAUUCAACAUAGCUUUGGCAAUGGCAGAUUCUAUAUGCGUAGUUAGUACGAAACUGGAUCGUGGAGAAUCUGAAGAACUUCAGUCUCUGAUGGGUUUGUUCAUAUUGCAAAUUAUGGUAGAUUUCAACAACAGUGGAUCUGGAUUUGACUUGCAGGCUCUUGUGUCAGCCAGUAUACCAUCUGAACAAUCAGGCUGCACUCCUCUGGUGUCAGAGAUUUGUAAACUUCUUCCACGGUGUGGCUUGACAUAUCUUGGUUUAAUAACUGAAUCCGAUGUUGAUGCCAAGAUCUCUAUUGUCACCAAAGAUAAAGAAGAUGACAUAAUGACCUCCUUUCCUGACAUGAAGCUGGGUGCGUCUCUAUCAGUCAUUUGGGGGCAUAUCUCCAACGAGAUAGCUGAGCAAGCUGGAGAGAAUAUGUCUGCUUUGAAGGAUAAGCUUCAACAUAACCAAGUUCAGAGGUGGGAAGCAAUAGGCAUGUUAAAACACAUAUUUUCUUCAGUGAUUCUUCCCUGGGAUAUUAAAAGGCAUACCGUGGAAUUCUUGCUUGGUAUUACUAAUGGAAGUUUCACACCGAAUUGCCAUAAUGAUGAACCAAUAACAGACUGUUCGAUCUAUAUGCCUUCGUUGUUUGCUACAGCACAGGCAAUUACCAAGGUCAUCAUGCAUUCGCCUGAUUCCACACUAAGGAAAAAUUCUUUUGAAGCUCUGAAAAGGGCAAGUUUUUUCAUCUUUGAACUCUUGCAUAGUAAGAGUACACAUGUACUUGCAGAUACUCCCAUCCCUGAAAGGAUUGAUAUCCUACAAGCGCUGAUAACAAAUUCAGAUUCGUCCUCCAUCUCCAUGAUGUGGGCAAUAAUGUUUCAUUCUCUGAGCGCACGCUGCUAUUCCAUACAGACUGCAAUCCUUUUAGAUCUCGUUAGAGGUGAAUUGCGCAAGGAAACUCUCCCAAAAAAAUCAACAAACGAAGGAGUAGAUGAAGCUGGUAAUCAUGGAAGUCCGACAGAAUCAGCUUGGACAGAGAGAAUCCUGGAAUUGGUGGAGCUAGUUCUAAGGCCGCCGCAUGGUGGACAACCAUCCUUUCCAGAACAUGGCGAAGCGGUUCUAGCUGCUCUCAACCUAUAUAGAUUUGUGCUAAUGAAAGAAUUAGCAGGUAAAACGAACAAGACGGGUGUAUUGUUCAGGAAGAAUCUGCUGAGGGCGUGCAACGAAUGGCUCGUUCCUCUUCGGACUAUUGUGAGCAGCACGAUGGCAGACCCAGAGAACGAUCCAGAUGAAGUUGCUGGCAUGCUUAAUCCAAUUGAGUUAGUCCUGUACCACUGUAUUGAGCUUGUUGAACAGAAUUUAUCAGCAAACCCGGAUUCACCUUAGGCUGUUGAGAAUAGUGUUAGACUUUGUUUAUUUGCUAGCACUUCAAUCAUCAAGUUAGCUAGACAAUGUAAUCUUUACUGCGAAGAGAUAUGUGUUGCCAAGAUUUUGCACUUAUGACGGUCACCGCCAACAAGUCCAGAUUGUAUGUUUUGAUUCACAUAUCAAUACAGUAUGAAUUCACCUG